ACCACCUCUAGUCCAGACAAUUGUUUCAACAUCAACUUCGCUGAAGCUGAUCCUUUUGUGCCUCGGUUCAAGGCCGGAUACUGCAUGGAGAUCAUGAGGUCAGCUGGGGUCCUCUGCAAGUCAUCAGCCGGUGGAAUAUUGCAACGUCAGCAGAUCAAUGAUCUAACCUCUUUUGUCGACGCUUCAAACGUCUACGGUUCUUCGGAAGCGCGUCUGGCGUUAUUGCGAGAAGGAACUACACCGUUUAUGAAGGUCACACAGGGUGCAGAUGGGUACCGCCUACCUGACGGUCCUGAUAACGUUUGCCGUUCAGACGCGGCCAAGGGUAUACACUGCAGUAUUGCUGGUGACGUACGAGUCAACGAAAUUCCGUCUCUUACGUCAUACCACAAUGUGUUUGUACUCGAACAUAAUCGUCUGGCGAAUGUACUUAGACAACAUUUUCCGGAUGGUGAGGAAGCAGUUCCAGCAGACGAGAAAACUCAUGAUCGGAAUCAUGCAAAAGAUUGUUUACGAUGAAUUUCUCCCUGCUUUCCUUUCACCGACUGCGAUGGAGAAAAAUGAACUUGCCAGUUCAAAGAGAUACAAAUACGAUUCACAGCUUGAUCCUACCACUGCCAACGUUUUUGGAAUAGCGUACCGUAUGGGCCACAGUUGGAUUCCCACGUUUAUGUCGGUGUUCACGAAGAACUUCCAGCCGUUCCGCGAGACACUUCUCAACCUGACGUUCUUUGAUCCCAGCAUGACCUAUAUACAGUCUGUGAUCGGAGGUCCAUCUGGAAUGCAGGGGCUGGCCUACGCGCUUUCUGCUCUCGAUAGUCAGAAAACUGACAGAGUCAUCGAAGACACUGUCCGCAACCAUCUAUUUGUCAACACGCCGAUAGCCGAUAAAUCCUUCGAUCUGGCAUCCCUGAACAUCCAGAGGGGUCGCGACCACGGACUACCCUCCUACAACGAGUUCCGGAAAUGGUGCGGACUGUCGUCAGUGAGUUCCUGGAAAUCCUCAUCACCUGGAGGCCUUGUUGAUCACACCCUUGAGACAAUCUACCUUCUUAAGGCUGCUGGUUACAGUUCGCCCCAAGACAUAGACUUUUUCGCCGGAGCCCUGAGCGAAAAACCCGUCUCUGGUGGAACCUUGGGUCCGACCAUGGAGUGUAUUAUAGGAGACCAGUUUCGAAGACUCAAGUUUGGAGACAGAUUCUUCUAUCAGAACAAGGACACAGGCUUUAAUAAAGAACAACAGGCCGCCAUUCAAAAUUACAGUCUGGCCUCCCUGCUGUGUCAGAACUACAAAUUCAACAAGAUCCACUUUCCAAACGUCUUCAAACAAGCUGACCCACUCAAGAGCUGCCAGCAGAUCGCCGAUAUUGACUUGCAGCCGUUCUGUGUGUCGUCCGCAGCCGGUCUCGGAAUCCCAAUAACGCAGACGGCACAAACGUCGCAGAAGAAGCAGACGUCUCACCAGACGCAGAAGUCGCUGCACACUAAGACGAUAAAAGUACAGAAUAGUAAUACAAAACGCAACUCCGAAAUCAAUAAUUGAGAAACUAUAGGCAGAACAUCAGUUAUGCUAUUUCGAAUGUGUGGUUAUUUAUUUACAUCUUUACUGAACAAUAUUUAUAUAGACAUGUGUUUAAUUUUGUAAAUUUAGAAGAACUUGUUGUAAGGGUGUAAAUGUAGACAUGUUUAAUAUCGUAAUGAUUAUUUUCGUAAUACAUAUCGACACUAGAUGCAAAAAAUAAAUAAAAUGAUAAAAGCAUG
Dreissena polymorpha is the source of this 1761-nucleotide messenger RNA. Its product is annotated as peroxidase-like protein 3. Gene Ontology annotation, biological process: response to oxidative stress. The transcript has 9 exons. Bases 269 to 1543 code for a protein of 424 amino acids. The record is from RefSeq and is a predicted model, not a curated record. Gene Ontology annotation, molecular function: peroxidase activity; heme binding. NCBI's taxonomy places the organism in Eukaryota, Metazoa, Mollusca, Bivalvia, Myida, Dreissenidae.